ACGCGCUCGAUCCGCUCUGCCGGGCGGCGCGGGUCAGACGCCCAGCACGCGCUCCACUCGCCGGUGCCACCUCCACGACAGCAGACCCGAGCGCCAACAGCGCACAGCAGAUCACGAGCGAGGUGAUCAAGCCUGCAAUCUGAGCUAACGCUUACCUGCUAUGGACCGCUGGAGAGGCAAAGUCGCGCUGGUAACUGGUGCCAGCGCCGGCAUCGGUGCUGCCAUCUGUCGAGAGCUUGUGCAUCACGGAAUGACGGUGGUUGGAUGCGCCAGGAAUCACAAACGAAUCGAGGAGCUGGCUGCUGAACUGAAAGGUUCCUCCGGUUCCCUGACAGCGAUGCACUGUGACCUGACCAAGUCGGACGAGAUUGAGGCCAUGUUCUGUGCUAUCACCAAACAGUUCGGCGGCGUUGACGUCUGCAUUAACAACGCCGGCCUCAAUUUUACCGGGGGCCUCCUUGAUGGCGCCAUCGACAAGUGGCGCACUAUACUGGACGUCAACGUCUUGGCGCUGGCACACUGUGCUCAGCUGGCUAUUAAGGGCAUGAAGGAUCGUGACGUCACCGAGGGACAGGUGAUCAACAUCUGCAGCCAGGCCGGACAUAUGGUGGGCCCAUAUCCAAACAGCCAUUUCUACACGGCGACCAAGUUCGCGGUGACGGCCCUGACCGAGGGGCUCCGCCAGGAGCUGGCGGCCGAUGAGACGAACAAAAUCAGAGUUGCGCAACUAUCGCCCGGCCUCGUGAAGACCGAGAUCGUCGGCCGCAUGCUUAACGACAUGGCCCGCGGUGACGUCAUCAUGGCCGGCGGCAUGGACGCCAGCGCCAUCGCCAAAACAGUCACCUUUGUCAUGUCCCUUCCGCCUGAUGUGCAGGUUCAUGAUGUUCUGAUGAGGCCGACGUCUCAGAAAAGAUAAGCGAUCUACUUCGACCGGCAUGGACGAUGAUGAUGUCACGCACGUCGAU
Molecule: messenger RNA, 965 nt
Organism: Pollicipes pollicipes
Lineage: Eukaryota; Metazoa; Arthropoda; Thecostraca; Pollicipedomorpha; Pollicipedidae
Product: dehydrogenase/reductase SDR family member 11
Exons: 5
Coding region: 161-916 (251 amino acids)
Molecular function (GO): oxidoreductase activity
Source: RefSeq, a predicted model, not a curated record